Messenger RNA from Acanthosepion pharaonis, 2124 nucleotides. NCBI's taxonomy places the organism in Eukaryota, Metazoa, Mollusca, Cephalopoda, Sepiida, Sepiidae. The record is from the annotation of a GenBank genome assembly.
AUGCCCCGGGCGCCUACUGUCAACACAUCUCACGCUGCCACUUGGUCUCCUUUCUUCUUUUUUUUUUUUUUUCUUUUACUUCGGCCACGCGCUUCCUCCUCAUCCUCUCUGCCACGCGCUCACUGUUUAUUUCCUCUCACUCAGACCCAGCUUCCUCUUUUUUUCUUCUUCUUCCUUAUCGGCACACUUUAUUCUCCCUCUCUUAAUUCUUUUCUGCACCCUCCUCCUUCCUCAAAGCCCGACACGCGCUGCUGUCCUCUCCCCCUUCUUCAAAAUCUCUGCCUCCUACUCUUUGCCACACGCCCGCCACGCUUCCUCCUCCCCUUGCAUUAUUUUUAUCUCCUCCUCUCACUACUCUUUCCUAUCAAUACCAACGCCAUUUUCUUUUUCAUAUUUUUCGGACGUUACUUACUACAUUCUGGAAUCCCUAAAAACCAGAUUACAAAAGGGGAUACAAUUAUGGAUUCACAAAUCAUACAGCAAAAUGGUGGUAACCAUUCACCAAUAUCAACAGGAACGCAGAUGGAUGAUAGAGAUAAUGUAAGCAAGACAAACUUAAUUGUCAACUAUCUUCCACAAACAAUGACUCAGGAGGAAAUACGUUCGCUGUUUGCUAGCAUUGGAGAAGUGGAGAGCUGCAAAUUAAUCAGAGAUAAACCAACAGGAAACUUUCUCAGCAGCGUUCCAUCCAAGGGAACAAUGAACACACUGAGGCAAAACGAUAUAGAUCAAGGACUGCCGGAAACAGCAAUGAACACAAUGAGACAGAAUGAUAUAGAUCAAGGAACACUGGAAUCAGGUCAAAGUUUAGGGUAUGGAUUUGUUAACUACAAAUACCCUAGCGAUGCAGAAAAGGCUAUCAACACCUUGAAUGGAUUAAGAUUACAGAAUAAAACAAUAAAGGUUUCAUAUGCCCGACCAAGCAGUGAAAGCAUUAAAGGGGCAAACUUGUACAUAAGUGGCUUGCCAAAGUCUUUCACUCAAUUGGACUUGGAGAAAUUGUUUUCUCAGUGUGGAUUCAUAAUAACAUCCCGAAUUCUUUAUGACAAUAACACAGGUUUAUCAAAAGGUGUUGGCUUCAUCCGAUUUGAUCAACGAAUUGAAGCUGAAAGAGCCAUUCAGAAAUUGCAUGGCACUAUUCCUGAAGGAGCAACUGAACCUAUUACGGUGAAAUUUGCAAAUUCACCAAGCUCAAAUAAAAAUGCUGUACCGCUAGCCUUGGCAGCCUCAUACUUAUCACCAAGCCGGCGAAUUUUUGGUCCAAUUCAUCAUGCUGCUGGAAGAUUCAGGUAUUCACCGUUGGAAGCUAGUCUACUGCCAGGAACAAUACUUCCAGGAAAUGCUCUAAAUGGAACUGGCUGGUGCAUUUUUGUAUACAAUCUUGCACCAGAUACUGAGGAUGAUGUAUUGUGGCGUUUAUUUGGUCCAUUUGGAGCUGUGCAAAAUCAUCUAUCUAUCUAUCUAUCUAUCUAUCUAUCUAUCUAUCUAUCUAUCUAUCUAUCUAUCUCAUCUAAAUGGCACGGGCGCUUCGGCGCGACGCUCACAUCCACACAGGCAGUACCGGACGCACUUCCACUUCGGUCCAUUUUCGAGACCCGUUCUCGGCAUGCAGGUCGACGUACGGUGUCCGUGGAUGGAAGGAGCACUCUAAACUCUCCUUCACCUGUUGUUCGGAAGUCGCAGAGGUGUCUUCUGUCUGGCCCGCGAACAUACUGCCACCAUUCUGCCGGGAACGGAGGAAACGAAAACGCGAUCCGUUAUACGUGGCGAACCGGUUUCUUUUCGUCGGACGAUCCGCGUGGUGUGUGUGCUUCAAAUGCCACGCGCACCUCACGGCACUCCACCGUAUCGGGGGGUAUCGCGCGCACGCACGAGCGGGAAAGGCUUCGCGGGAAUGACUUCGCGGGAGUUUCAUUAAAUGAAUCUUGGCUAAAUCUAGCUGCAUUCGCUUUGUUCAUAUCUAUCUAUCUAUCUAUCUAUCUAUCUAUCUAUCUAUCUCAUUGUUCAUAUUCAUCUGUCUAUCCCAGUCUGUUCAUUAUCUAUCUAUCUAUCUAUCUAUCUAUCUAUCUAUCUAUCUAUCUACUUUUGCAAAUUCAGUGUACACAGAUGCAGAUGCUACACUAG